Molecule: messenger RNA, 1003 nt
Organism: Centruroides sculpturatus (bark scorpion)
Lineage: Eukaryota; Metazoa; Arthropoda; Arachnida; Scorpiones; Buthidae
Exons: 1
Coding region: 173-1003 (276 amino acids)
Source: RefSeq, a predicted model, not a curated record
UUGCGAGGUUUUAUUUUAUUUUUUUUUGGACGUAAGCAUACGUUUGACGUAUGCACGCGACUUUUGAAAAAUAUGUGGAUAUUUUGCUCAAAUUAAUUUAUCGACGAAUUAAAUUAGUAUAAAUUUAAUAAUGUCAUUUGAAAAUUUUAAUUGAGUAAUUGACAUUUAUUACAUGUUACACGUGCGAAACAUGAUGUCUAAUGUACGUCAACAACGUUCUACUACUUUGGAUGGUUUACCUAAACAAUUUGUCUCGUCGAUGAGGACACUUUUUGAUAUUAUGGACGAUAAGAAAACUGGUUAUGUAAAAUUUAGUGAAAUUGAACGUCGGUGGCACGAAAAUGGUACAAAGGGUUUGCCUAGUGGUGUGCUUGAAAGUCUAAGGAAAGUCACUCCCACUAAUGGUAUGUUAAGCUUUGAACGUUUCUGUGCUGGCCUAAAAAUAUGUCUCCUUCGUCACCGUGCUAAUCAGUUUAACGAAGACAAACAGAAAGUCUCCAGAUUAACAAAAAUGGCAAACAGACCGGCAUCCGUACCGUUACCGGAGAAGGGUAACGAAUGCACCAAAAUGAAAAUACCAAAUAUGCAGAAGCGUCCCGGUAGUGCCACUGAUAUAAACGAACCGACUCUGAGAACCAGGAGUCGUCAUAAUCACGUCAACACUGCCACCGUAAGACCCAAUAACGUGUUGUCUCAGCAGAGAGCGUUAAGUAUGCCGCAGUUACAGGACGGUUGCGUUUGUAACGAUAAUCCUUCCCAUGGUUACAAGACCGAAUUGAAAGUCGGUUCGCCGACCGCGAACGUUCAUGUAGGUUACGACCGUGUUGGAAUUAUGACUGCAUUGGAAAACUGGAGAUUGGGUAUUAUUAAAAACAGUGAUCAGGUGAACGAUGGAAAAAAUCCCGAAAUUAGUGAAAGGAAUUUGAAUACGAGGAAUAUUACCAUCAGAGGAAAUCAUAAUGAAAAUAAUCCUGUUGGGGAAGAAGGUAAUUCAAUAAUCUAG